CUCCAGAUCAUCUUAGUGGACGAGGUGUCCCAGUCCAUCGUGUUGUCGGCGGCCAUCACCCUGGUGUGGGUGGAGCCCAGCGUCAGCUGGGACCCCAAGCAAUAUGGCGGCAUUGAGAGUUUGGAACUGGAGCCGGGGGCUUUCUGGGCCCCGACCAUCUACAUCCCCAAGACCGCAGACAACUCGGUCAAGGUCGUGCCGCUGACCAACACGGUUCAGAUUUCGUACAAGAGCCGCGUGUCCACUCUCAUCCCCAUCAUCACGACGACCUUGUGUAACCUUGACCUCACCUUCUUCCCCUUCGACACGCACGAGUGCAACAUCGUGUUCAUCGAGUCCGGCAUGUACAACGUCACCAGCCUCAACCUGCCCCCCAUGGGCAUCAGCGCGUACUUCGGGACCAACGCCGCCUGGGUCUUGGUGAGCUACGUCUGCAACACGCAGGCGUCGCACUACCAGCCCAUCUUCGACUACAUCGUCUGCACGGUCAAGAUGAGCAGGCGCAGCGCCUUCUACGUCGUCAACCUGAUCGGCCCCAUGGCCAUGACCUCGCUUGUGACCUUGGUCGUGUUCUGGCUCCCGGCGGAGGGGGGCGAGAAGAUGACGUUCGUCGUGUCCAUGUUCUUGUCGAGCUCCGUGUUCUAUAACUACAUCCUGGAGAUCAUGCCCAGGAGCAUGGAGAGCCCGCCCAGGCUGAACCUCCUGUUGGUCUUCAACGGGCUCCUCAUCAUGCUGGCCACGGCCGCCACGGCGUAUGUCUUG
Messenger RNA from Lymnaea stagnalis (great pond snail), 762 nucleotides. Lineage: Eukaryota; Metazoa; Mollusca; Gastropoda; Lymnaeidae. The record is from the annotation of a GenBank genome assembly.